CGUGCUCCUGUCCGCGGGCCUGGCUGCGCAAGUCGUCGUCGUUGGCGGUGGGGGGCGGCUGCCGCCCUGUGUCGUUGGCGCAGGGGGCUGGCGGGACGCGCAUGGCGCACCGCGCUGCCACCCGCUACGGCUUCGAAACAAGUGGCGCACGUACAGUGGCAAACGGCGAGGCCGUACGGGAACGACGCGGAGACGGGAGGCACGGACCGCGAACAACACGAGACGGCGGGGAAGCCCAGGAAAAAGACGCCCCCCCCAGGCAAGCAGACCGUGAGCAGCAUCGGCCGCAGGAUCGAGGCGCGGGUCGUUCACCUCGUCGACGAGAACGGGACCGACCUGGGGCACGUGCACCGGGCCAACGCCAUCCGCAUGAUGGAGGAACGAGGGCUCAAGAUGGUGGCCCUGCGGGAGGACGCCGACCCGCCGUUGUACCGGCUCAUGUCGGGCAAGCAGAUCUACAACGAGCAGCUGAAGCUCCGGCAAAAGCAGCAGGACAAGCCCCAGAGUGGCCAGACGCAGAUCAAGGAAAUUUCAUUCUCGGCCGACAUCGGGAAGAGCGACCUGGAAGUGAAGGUGCGGAAAAUCCAAGAGUGGGUGCUGGAGAAACGACACCACGUGAGGAUCAGCAUCAAGAACACCAAGAAGAACUGCUUGGCGAUGGCAGGAUCUGUGCUGGAGCCCAUCGCAGACAACGCCACGUACGUGUCCGCGCCGCGCACAGUCAACGACGGCGCCACCGUCACGUGCAUCCUGCGGCACAUGUCGGAGCGCGAGCGAGCCGAGCAGCGUCGCAAGCAGGGCGCGGAUGGCGCAAGGGCGACCAAGAGCCAGCCGAAGAGGGAGGCUCACAAAGGGCCAGAGGUGGUGGCAGCACAAGGCAGGGAGACGUCUGGAGAGGAAGCCGACAGCCCGACUGCUGGUGGAAUUGGCUCUACAGCGCAGGAGCAAGCCCCGGAACAAGCCCCAGAGCUUGCCAGCCAGAACGCAGCCGCAUGAGCCCAAAGAUGGGAGAUCUUGACUCUAUAAAAAAAGGCACGGUCGCAGCGCCGCUGUCCACCCCGGGUGCGGACGGAGCGUCCGCUGACCGGGCAGCCGCGUUUGUCUCGCGGCAUCGCUCCUCUGUGGGGUCGCGAGAGCCGCAGCGAAGGCCAGCUGUUUCGGGCGAGCAGCAAGGAGGCGGGGAGCCGAUGCUCGCCUUGCCAAACAGAAUUUCUGGCAAUUCUCCGUGGCACGCUUCAGUCCCCGACACCGCCUCGGAGACCACCGCCGUGUGCCUGGAUCCCACUGAGCCGUGACACCAACGUGCGUCUCCGACAAGUGCGCUUCUUCUGCAAACGUAACGAGGAGGAAUACGUGAUUUUUUUUCUCUCCGUGUAAAGCAUGUACAGUGUAUGAAUAAACAAUGCCGAUGAUUGUUGAACGAUAA
Messenger RNA from Lethenteron reissneri (Far Eastern brook lamprey), 1426 nucleotides. It is a transcript of the gene MTIF3, whose product is annotated as mitochondrial translational initiation factor 3. Gene Ontology annotation, cellular component: mitochondrion. NCBI's taxonomy places the organism in Eukaryota, Metazoa, Chordata, Hyperoartia, Petromyzontiformes, Petromyzontidae. Gene Ontology annotation, molecular function: translation initiation factor activity; ribosome binding. Gene Ontology annotation, biological process: ribosome disassembly; mitochondrial translational initiation. The record is from RefSeq and is a predicted model, not a curated record.